Messenger RNA from Blepharisma stoltei, 1080 nucleotides. Lineage: Eukaryota; Ciliophora; Heterotrichea; Heterotrichida; Blepharismidae. The record is from the annotation of a GenBank genome assembly.
AUGGACUUAGAUGUUGAUCUAUCAAUAAAGGUACCUGUAGAACUUAUAUUAAAGGAAUUCGAAUGUCCAGUCUGCUUUGAACACAUCAAAGAUGCUUGCCUUACAAAAUGCGGCCACGUUUUCUGCAAAGAAUGCAUCGAAGAAUGCUUAAAUCGUCGUCACGAAUGUCCCAACUGCAAGAUGGAAACCUCCUUGGACCAAAUAGUCAGAAAUUUCCAUUUAGAUGGAGUCCUUAAAUUGCUUCUUGAGCAGCGAGAAAAAGCAGCCAAAGAGUUUUACGACCAAAUCCUCAAUCAAGUAAUCCAAAGGUCAGACUCCGUCAGUAGAAACCCAAUCGAAACAGUUUUUCAAGAAAAUAUGAGAGAAAGCUUGCUGGCUUUCGAAAAAUAUUACGAUGACCUCAAAGAAAGAAACGAAAGAAUGAAAAACAAGCUGAGAGCAGAAGGGAUCCCUGAAUAUGCUGAAAAAGCUGCUGAAUUAGACAUGCAUUUCAACAGAAGCAUAGAUUUAAUUGUAGAAGGCUACGAGAAACAUAUGAAAUCAAUUGCUCCAUCCCCAGUACUCCUACCUAUAAGAUUAUUUUUAAAGGUACCUAAAAAAAAUUUGACUUUAGAUGUCCAUAUUCCUAGGACACAUACAACGAGAGAUUUAGAACAAAUAAUAGUGGAACAUUAUAAUUCUAAAGGAGAUCAAGUUCAGGAAUUUGGCCAAGGAAAUUAUAUAGUCCAUCAAGCUGUGCAGUCAGGGGAAAAUGAUUUUAUUAUUAUAGAGAAUCCUAUGGAUCCGAUAGGGAAAUUAGAUAUCACUCCUGGAAGUGCAAUAUUUUUCGAUGGGAAUAUUUUAUUGAAAAGUGAUGCUCCUAAACAAUGUUUUACAUUGAAUUUCCAAAAAGGGCAGGGGAUGAAAACUAAUUAUUAUCAUUGCAGCAAUUGUGGAAUUAGCUGGAUUUGUGAGCCUUGCGCACAAAGCUGUCAUGUAGGGCAUAAUGUUAAGAUUGCAAUCCCCAGCCAUGAACCGAGCUGGGCUUGCUGCUAUUGUGUAAAGAAAGGAAGAUGCGUUAUUCCAAAUAACAAAAAAUAA